Messenger RNA from Oncorhynchus nerka (sockeye salmon), 1325 nucleotides. Its product is annotated as pro-thyrotropin-releasing hormone-A-like. The transcript is spliced from 4 exons. Gene Ontology annotation, cellular component: extracellular region; secretory granule. Bases 125 to 901 code for a protein of 258 amino acids. The record is from RefSeq and is a predicted model, not a curated record. Gene Ontology annotation, biological process: positive regulation of gamma-aminobutyric acid secretion; eating behavior; histamine metabolic process. Gene Ontology annotation, molecular function: thyrotropin-releasing hormone activity. Lineage: Eukaryota; Metazoa; Chordata; Actinopteri; Salmoniformes; Salmonidae.
CCUCAAUCGGUCUCCAAGCGCUGCAAGAGGCAAAGAACAACCUUUCUAGUUGGUUUGCUGCAAUUAGGUUAUUGAAGGUGCUGUAAGUGACACUAGCCAGAAAACAAAUCUAAGCCAACUUACCAUGAAGUCCGCCUGCCUGAUCAUUCUGGCAUCUCUAGUGGUCUGCAACCUGACGUUGGCUCGAGGACAGGGCAUCCCCGCUGAGGAGGAGACGGGGGACCGGCAGACUAUUGACGAUAUCAUCCUACAGAGAGCCGAGAGCCUCCUGCUCCGCUCCAUUCUCAAAAAUAUAGGGGAUGAGGAUGGCGCGAACGAAGGGUUGACCUCUCAGCCAGAGUGGCUGGUGAAGCGGCAGCAUCCCGGUAAAAGGUACCAGGAGGAGCUGGAAAAAAGGCAACACCCUGGGAAGCGAGAGGAGGACGAGGACGAAGACUAUGACGAGGUUCAGAAAAGACAGCACCCGGGAAAACGCGAAGACGAAUUUGACUCUUUUGUGGAGCUCCAGAGAAGACAGCAUCCAGGCAAGCGCUUAAUACUGGAGCAGAUUACAGAGAACCCCGCAUUUCUAAGUGAACUCUCCAAACGUCAGCACCCGGGAAAGCGCUACGUGAUGUACUACAGUAAGCGCCAGCAUCCCGGCAGGCGAGAGGUGGACGACGAGUCAGACGCAGGGGACCUCAGGGAGUUGGAGAAGCGCCAACACCCCGGCAAACGCUACUUGGAUAACACGAGCCCGGAUUUGGGCGCCAACAGUCCCUGUGACGUGCUGGACCCUGGUUGCAGUAAGGCCAACCUGUUGCUCCAGCUAUUAGACAACGUGAACAAGAGUCGCGCGGAGAAGAGACAGCACCCAGGCAAAAGGUCCGCACCUGUCGAGGAUUUGACCGAACAGGAGUAACUAGCGGGGCUGAUGAAGCCCACGUGGGGAAGAAAUAAAGACUAAAGCGACGGGAUUAGCUAUUGGCUCUGCAGUCUGUCUGUAUCCAGCUGAGGACGCAGUCUCGGAAUCUGCUCUUUUUCUUUCUGACCUUGAAUUGAAUAGGCUAAGUGUAAUUUUCAGAGUUAUAUAAAGUAAAUGUGUUAUAUACGACUAAAUGGACCUGUAGUUUGUUUUAUGAUUUAGGCCUAAUGCGUUUGUGGUAAAAUAUAAGUGGAUAUACCCCUGCAAAAUAAUUUAGUGCGUCUCUUGAUUACUUUUCUACUUGAAUAUUCUUGCAUGGUAUAACAACUGAUUAAUUGUUGUGCAUUUUCUGUUACUUUUGCCUUAAAGCCUAUUAUGACUCUACAACUCUAUACAAUAAAACGCAUUGGUACAGAUGACU